AUGGGUGAUUUUAAUGCUAAAGCUGGACAAAAAGAAGAUGAAACAGAAAUAUGCGUGGGUACAUAUGGUUAUGGUGAAAGAAAUGAGAGAGGAGCGAAAAUGAUCCAAUUCACGCUGCAAAAUGGACUAUAUGUAAUGAACACCUUCUUUAAGAAACAUCCAAAUCGAAAAUGGACCUGGGCAAGUCCGGACGGAAUUACCAAGAACGAGAUAGAUUUCAUCAUGACUGAUAAAAAAUGGAUAAUUAGGGAUGUACAAGUAUUGGGCGAAUUCUCCAUAGGAAGUGACCACCGAAUAGUUCGAACUAGAAUUGAAUUCAACCUUAAAUCUGAACGACGAAAAAUGAUAAGGAAGAGGACAUGA
Sitophilus oryzae (rice weevil) is the source of this 363-nucleotide messenger RNA. Its product is annotated as craniofacial development protein 2-like. NCBI's taxonomy places the organism in Eukaryota, Metazoa, Arthropoda, Insecta, Coleoptera, Curculionidae. The transcript has a single exon. Bases 1 to 363 code for a protein of 120 amino acids. The record is from RefSeq and is a predicted model, not a curated record.